UAUAUUGUUUAGCCAAAUUAGUUAACAAACAUGGAUGUUUGUUUAAGCAAAUAACAUAUGCUGUAAUGUUCUUGUUUCAGUUGAAUAAAUCUAUUUAAAUUGUUAUUAUUAAGGUAAUGAUUAUUUUUCUCCUUCCUAAGUACAACAGUAAAGUUGUCCAAAUAUGAAUGAUUAACCUAUUAAACUGGGGAUAAAAAACUAAAAUGAAAAGUUGUUAUUCUAAAAAUCUUCAUCUACUUGCAUAUUAAAGUUAUACCAGCAAGAAUUAGUCUUUAUGUAGAAAAUUAUGAUUUAAAUCAAGCCUUACUGACUAGUGAUUUAAAUCGUGAUUUAAAUGAGUUUGAUUUAAAUCAAAUCCACCCUGGCCCCCUUCAACCCUUCUUUGCUUCAGAAGCUUGUCAGUUUGACUCUGCUGCUUGACAGUCAAACCAUCUCCAGGAUGUUCCCAGGCCAUUUCUGCAACUUCAAGGUUUGAAGUCAGUCUCCUAUUACACUCACCAGAGGAUGGUGCCACAUAGCAAUGGCUGAGCAAAAAUGAGGAUGUUAGUCCCUUUGAGCCUACCCAUGUGCUGAGGCCAUCCUCCAGCUUCUUCCACCAUCACAAAUAUGACCAGAAAAACUCUCCAAGGAAAAGUGUGUUAUUAGUGAUGUAGAAGCAGAAGCAGAACAAAAUUUCUAUGAGUGCUUACAUAACCUGAUUUCCCUAGAUUACAUAACCUGAUUUCCCUAGACAACUGAUAGUAUAGUGAUGGUAUUGAUCUUUCUUAAAAAUUGUGCAUAUGAUACUUCAGUUUCACCAUACUCAAUACUGUACAGUGGUGCCUCGCUUAACGAAUGCCCCGCUUAACGAAAUUUCCGCUUAACAAAAGGAUUUUUCGAGCGGAGGUUGCCUCGCUAGACAAAUCCGUUUUACGAAAAAUUCGUCUAGCAAAUCACAGUUUCCCAUAGGAAUGCAUUGAAAUUCAAUUAAUGCGUUCCUAUGGGCAAAAAAAUCUCAAAAAAAAAAUCAAUGCAUUCCUAUGGGAUUCGCUAGACGAAUUUUUCGUUACAAGAAAAGACCCGUGGAACGAAUUAAAUUCGUCUAGCAAGGCACCACUGUAUAAACAUUUUAGUAAUAUUCUGAAUUUUCAGUUGCCUAGAAGAUUAUUUUUCAAUAUCCAGUUACUUGGGAAAGAAGAUCUUUAUGCAAUCUGCAUUGGUCUUUCUUAUGGUAUUUGAACUGGAACACAGGAAAUCAGCUUAAUUUGCACCUGGCCCUCUUUGUCUUUCCUUCUGUGGCAUGCACCCUGUGGAGAAUGGCAAAGCUACAAAUGGAGCAGAUUAGAGUUGUAAUGUGGCUUCUGCACUACCAGUGCUGGCUGAAUUUCCAAGUGCCCAGAGGUUCCUAUUCUACUUGUUAUAAGGCAUUGAAUAGCCAGACUGUAAUCUGUUGAGGAUUGUUCUGAAAAUUUCACUUUUGUAAUUAAUUUGAAAUUACCAUACGUCUCAUGUUUAUUAAUUUGGAACAUGUAUGAUUUUAUAGUGCAUGGUCUGUGAAAAUGAUUCAGGUGAUCUGCUGUUGCAGCAGUCAUAGCAAAAAGAAUUAGUUUGAACUGUGUGGCUUAAUUAGUGCUUUCAAGGCUGCCUGUAUUGUUAUGCAACCAGUAGUAUUGGCCCUUGUGGAAUUUAGACUAUGCUGUGGUGACAAAACAACGUCUCUAUGUUAAAGGAAAAUAUUUGGGUGCAUGUCAAUAGAAUUUCAUCCUUAGUAGCAAAAUGGUUUGCUUUAACUAUAAUUGAGGGCAUGUCUACAUAUUGCUCUGUUGAAUUGCAUAGAACUUUAAAAAUAUAUGUUUCUGAGUUUGGUGAGAUAAUGAAUUGGAUUCUGGGUAAGUAAGUUGCACUUAGGACCCAUUGAAAUAACUGUGAAAAGUUCAUAAUGAUAGACUACAUUCAUAUAUGCACUUGCCUGGACUCAAAUUUCAUUGAACUGUGUGGAAAUUACUUUUGAGUAGAUAUGCAUUGGAUUGCACUAUUAGUGAAGACUCAUUGGUUUCAGUGGGAACUAAGUUCAACUGACUGACUUCAGAUCCAAGUUCCAAGCCAGUGUAUCUUAAAUUGAAAUAGUCCAAUAAAUUGUGAAUAAACAUUGGUGUUUUCUGUUCAGAAAUUGUGCAUGCUGCUUUCCUAGAGGAAGAUAUUGUAAAUGUAGAUAAGCAUUUGUUUGGUAAGUGUUUGGUAAGAAAUGCUGUCUUCUAAGCUAAAGGAAGAAGAAUUAAUUAUAGAAAGUGUAAGGAUUUAUUUAUUCUUUCAUUUUAGAUAUUUAUAGGCUACACAUAACAAAAAUUCUCAGGGUAUUAUAGCCUGGCUAUAAAUUUUUAUAGUGCUCUCUCACAAUACAUUUUGUUUUUGUUUUUUAGGCAGAGUAAAGGCAUCAAGCAGCAAUGACACCCCACAUUAGGCAAGACAGUAAGUCUGAAGAUGUCUCUGGCAGGAUCUCCGAAUCUGAUCCUGAGGACUUGUCUGAUGAAGAAAAUGCUGAAACUUCCUAUGGAACCUCUCCUCCUAGCACACCACGGCAGAAUAAGCGCUCGUCAACGAAGCAUCUGAAAAAUAGCGUUGGGAGACCUAGCGGCCGCUUUUUAAAAGAGAAGAUGAGCUCGCCAAGCCAGCUGUCCAACAAAGACAACGCCAAAACCACUGAGAACACUGAAGAGCACAGCUAUAAGCAGGGGAAAAAGAUCCGAGCCACCCUGAGGACAACCGAGAGGGAUCACAAGAAAAAUGUACAGUGCUCAUUCAUGUUGGACACGGUUGGUGGGUCCUUGCCAAAAAAGUCAAUUCCAGAUGUUGAUCUCAAUAAGCCUUACCUCAGCCUUGGCUGCAGCAAUGCGAAGCCUCUCGUAUCUGUACCUGUGCCUAUAGCCAAAACUACACGCCAGACUUCUCGUACUGAUUACCCAGCGGACCGCUUAAAGUUCUUUGAAACCCUGCGGCUUUUGUUAAAGCUUACCUCAGUUUCCAAGAAAAAGGACAAAGAGCAGAAAGGGCAGGAGAGCACUUCCGCUGUUGAGUUAAACCGAUCCAAUGAACUAAUUUGGCUUGAACUGCAAGCUUGGCAUGCGGGGCGGACUAUUAACGACCAAGACUUCUUUCUGUACACAGCCCGCCAAGCCAUCCCAGAUAUUAUUGUUGAAAUCCUUACUUUCAAAGUGAACUAUGGGAACCUCUCCUGUCUAGGAAGUGGCGCUAGUCUUAAUGGUACAUCAGGAGGACAGUGUAGAGCAGCUCAUGGAGCUAAUGCUAUGGGCUACUCUAGCUACCAUGAGCAUCUCUAUCGCCAGCGGGUCUCAUUUGAACAGGUAAAGCGGAUAAUGGAGCUGCUAGAAUACGUAGAAGCACUUUAUCCAUCUCUGAAGGCCCUUCAAAGUGACUACGAAAAGUAUGCUGCGAGGGAUUUUCAGGACAGGGUGCAGGCACUCUGUCUCUGGUUGAACAUUACAAAAGACUUAAACCAGAAACUGAGGAUUAUGGGAACUGUUUUGGGCAUCAAGGAUCUCUCUGACAUUGGCUGGCCAGUGUUUGAAAUCCCUUCUCCUCGUCCAUUCAGGGACAACGAUCCAGAGGAUGAGGAUGAGGAGGAGGAGGACGAUAGGGAAACCUCGGGGGCGUGCACAGAAGAAAGUGAAGAUGAAGAACAAAUCUCUCAGGAGAGUGUGGAGGAACUCAGACAAGCCAUCCAGAAUAAUUUUGCCAAUAAGCCAAAUUUUGACUUUCAGGCACAGGACCAUUUGUCGAGAAAGCUUGACAGGCUUGAAUCUGAGGAUGACUCAACCUGCUGGGCUGUUACGGAGUGCAGCGGUGAGACGGGGUGCAGCAGACACUGUUUGACCUCUAUUUAUAGACCGUUUGUAGAUAAAGCACUGAAACAAAUGGGGUUGCGAAAGCUCAUUUUAAGACUGCACAAGUUAAUGCACGGUUCCUUGCAAAGGGCCCGAAUGGCAUUGAUAAAGAGCGAUCAGCAGUUGGAGUUUUCAGAGUACCCAGAUCCCAUUUUAUGUUCAGAUUACGUGCAGUUGUCAAAUUCUCCGCCUUCUUCAGAUCAAAAGUGCAGCACUGUGUCACGGGAAGAGCUGAAGUCUAUGGAUUUGCCAUCUUUUGAGCCUGCAUUCCUAGUUCUUUGCCGAGUCCUUCUCAAUGUUAUCCAUGAAUGCCUCAAAUUAAGGUUGGAACAGCGGCCUGCUGGGGAGCCAUCUCUCUUGAGUAUUAAACAGCUAGUGAGAGAGUGUAAAGAGGUCCUGAAAGGGGGUCUGCUUAUGAAGCAAUAUUAUCAGUUUAUGUUACGUGAGGUGUUAGAUGACUUACAGAAGAACAACUGCAACAUCGACUCUUUUGAGGAAGACCUGCAUAAGAUGUUAAUGGUUUAUUUUGAUUAUAUGCGAAGCUGGAUCCAAAUGCUACAGCAGUUACCUCAAGCAUCUCAUAGUUUAAAAAAUCUCCUGGAGGAAGAAUGGAAUUUCACCAAAGAAAUCACUCCUUAUAUACGAGGAGGUGAAGCUCAAGCUGGAAAAUUGUUCUGUGACAUUGCAGGGGUGCUGCUUAAAUCUACAGGGAUCUUUUUAGACUCUGGCUUACAAGAGAGCUGUGAUGAGUUUUGGGCUAAUGCUGAUGACAGUGCAGCUUCAGAUGAAAUCAGGAGGUCUGUGAUAGAGACCAGCCGGGCACUGAAAGAGCUGUUCCAUGAAGCCAGAGAGAGAGCAUCCAAAGCUCUUGGCUUUGCCAAGAGAUUAAGAAAGGACCUUGAAAUAGCAGCAGAGUUCACAUUGUCUGCCUCUGUGCGGGACUUCCUCAAUGCCCUGAAAGCACAACAGUACAUGAAGGUACAGAUCCCUGGACUUGAAAACUUGCAGAUUUUUGUGCCAGAUAACCUUUCAGGAGAGAAAUCUAUCAUCCUGCAGCUACUUAAUACAGCUGCAGGGAAGGACUGUUCAAAAGACUCUGAUGAGGUUGCAAGCGAACCAUUUUUACUUAUGACAAAGUACAGGGACAAAGAUGAUGACACUGAUGACAGCUGGAGCACUUGGGAAGGACAGCCUGUCAAAAUUGUCCCUCAGGUGGAGACAAUUGACACAUUGAGAAGUAUGCAGGUUGACAACCUCCUCCUUGUAGUCAUGCAGCCUGUUCAUCUUGUGAACCAGAGAAAAGCUGUCCAACAGUUUCUUGAAGGGCUCAUCUCUUUACAUCAGGAGCAAACAUCCAGCCAGCCAGUCAUUGCCAAAGCUUUGCAGCAGCUGAAGAGUGAUGCAUUACAGCUUUGCAAUAAGAUAAGCAGUGCGAUUGACAGAGUUGAUCGCAUGUUCACAUCUGAAUUUGAUGCUGAGGUUGAUGAAUCGGAAUCUGCCACCUUGCAGCAAUAUUAUCGGGAAGCCAUGAUUCAGUGUUACAACUUUGGUUUUGAGUACCACAAAGAAGCCAUCCGUCUGAUGUCUGGGGUAUUCAGACAGAAAAUUGGAGACCAGUAUAUCAGUUUUGCAAGGAAGUGGAUGAAUUAUGUCCUUACUAAGUGUGAGAGUGGCCGAGGUACUAGACCAAGGUGGGCAACACAAGGUUUUGAUUUCCUUCAAGCCAUUGAGCCAGCCUUUAUUUCAGCUCUGCCUGAAGAUGACUUUUUGAGUUUACAGGCGUUGAUGAACGAAUGUAUUGGCCAUGUAAUUGGAAAGCCUCAUAGUCCUGUUACAGGUUUGUACCUUGCUAUUCAUCGGAAUAGUCCCCGUCCUGUGAAAGUACCUCGGUGCCAUAGUGAUCCCCCAAAUCCUCACCUCAUCAUCCCAACACCAGAAGGGUUCAGCACAAGGAAUGUCCCAUGUGAUGUACGGAACCAUUGCAGCCCUGCUGUUAGUCGCCCCACUCCCGUCGGUGGUGACUCAACUCAGCCAAAACCACCUGUCAGCAGUACAAAUGAUAUCAGAGGCUCCAGCGUCCCUGAAAAUGAUAGACUGGCUUCAGUUGCUGCUGAACUGCAGUUUAGAUCAUUAAGCCGCCACUCAAGUCCCACUGAAGAACGUGAAGAGCCUACUUAUCCAAAAGGAGACUCUAGUGGAUCAGCCCGAAGAAGUUGGGAGCUUCGGACUCUUAUCAGUCAGACCAAAGACACUGCUUCCAGGCAGGGACCCAUGGAGGCAGUUCAGAAAUCUGUCCAGCUGUUUGAAGAAAAGAGGUACCGAGAAAUGAGGCAGAAAAAUAUCAUUGGCCAAGUUUGCAACACUCCCAAAUCUUACGAUAACGUCAUGCAUGUAGGCUUGAGAAAGGUGACUUUUAAGUGGCAGAGAGGAAACAAAAUCGGAGAAGGUCAAUAUGGGAAAGUCUAUACCUGCAUCAGUGUUGACACUGGUGAACUGAUGGCCAUGAAAGAAAUAAGAUUUCAACCAAAUGAUCACAAAACAAUCAAAGAAACAGCAGAUGAAUUGAAAAUUUUUGAAGGCAUUAAGCACCCUAACCUGGUUCGGUACUUUGGUGUUGAACUCCACAGGGAAGAAAUGUACAUCUUCAUGGAAUACUGUGAUGAGGGAACUCUAGAAGAAGUGUCAAGGCUGGGCCUCCAGGAGCAUGUCAUUAGGCUUUACACUAAGCAGAUCACAACGGCCAUCAAUGUGCUGCACGAACAUGGCAUAGUGCACCGAGACAUCAAAGGAGCAAACAUAUUUCUUACUUCAUCGGGGCUGAUUAAGCUGGGAGACUUUGGCUGUUCGGUAAAACUAAAGAAUAACACACAGACGAUGCCUGGUGAAGUGAAUAGUACUCUGGGAACUGCAGCAUACAUGGCUCCUGAAGUGAUCACUAGAGCUAAAGGAGAAGGUCAUGGGCGUGCAGCAGACAUCUGGAGUCUAGGCUGUGUUGUGAUUGAAAUGGUCACUGGGAAGAGGCCCUGGCAUGAAUUUGAGCACAACUUCCAGAUAAUGUAUAGAGUAGGGAUGGGCCAUAAGCCUCCCAUCCCAGAAAAGAUAAGCCCAGAAGGAAAAGACUUUCUUUCUCACUGCCUGGAAAGUGAGCCAAAGAUGAGAUGGACAGCUAGCCAGCUCCUCGACCAUUCAUUUGUCAAGGUGUGCACAGAUGAAGAAUGAAGUUAUGCACAAUGCGUGGCCUCCUGUUCUCUGGUGAAGUAUCUCUUAAUCACUACUGUAUGUAAUAUUUACAUAAAAGACUAUGCUGAGACCCAGGAUACAGUUCAAAAGUUUCCGUGACUGAAGACUGCACAGGUGACCAGCGUCACUUCUACUGCUGCUCUCAUUCAUUUUCCCUUGGCGGGUGUUGCUCCCGGGCGAUGCCCACAAGUUCAAAGAAGCUGCAUGUUUCCGUGAAAGUGCCAUUACUACUGUAUAAUGGACCAUGACCUUAUUUUUGUUCCUUCGCCUCCAUUUCUCAUAUGACUGAGAAUUGUAAAGUUAAUAUGUAGUAUUUUUGAACUUUCUAGGUUCGAAAAAAAACAAAGGUUAGUGUUAUAUCAGGUAUUCUGGACCUUGUUUUUACUCUCCUGUUGUUGAGUGCACUGACUGUGAACUUCUACCUUUUUUUGUUUUUGUUUUUUAUUGGCCAGCUUGAUUUGUUAAUGCAAAGGCUGUUUGAUGAAAUCUAAAGGCCUUUCCUCAAUAAAUUGUUUAUUUUAGGAAGUCUUUUUCUUUAUUUCAUUGUUUGAAGCUGUUUGUGUUAAUUCUCUCAGCACAUUCAAGGGCUGUAAUUUUACAGUACUUCUGCAACAUUUUAAUAGUCUAGUUUAGUUCAUUGAUCUAAACCUUAUUAUAAUACAUCACUAGAACCGUCACAGUUUAUGUCUACUGAUAAGUAAGUAGCAGCUUUAGGGUUUGUUCACAACUGUGACUUUACCUGCUCUUUAGUCUUCUGUCCAGUCUGAAGUUUGAACACCAGUGUGCAGAAGUAACUGGCGCUUACUUAUUGAUCCUAAAAGACAUUUCAUAUGCUGGUAUAAUUCUGGUGGCAUUUUAAGACCUGUAACCUUUAAUAGCAAAGUUCUUUUGAUAAUUCUGCAACAUUCCACUUUCAGGUCUUUUGUUAUUCAUCACAGAAGUGAAUCUUGAAAGGCUGCUUUUGUGAUUUUCUUGUGUGUGCUCUCUGAUGUGUCAGGUACCUGUUAAGGCAAAAAUAAAGAUGAGAUUUUUCCUAGGAACCAGGAAAAAUCUCAGGAGCCUUACAUUCCGACGGUGUAUAUAAUAAGCUCAUGGAAAUUGUGUGUGUGUAUACACAGCACACCAAGAGAUGCAAGCAGAUUUAUUUUUAUUUGAACUCAGCCUAAGGAUAAGUAGGAAAUUUUUGUAACAUGGCAUAGCCUUCAAGAGAACACAAGUAUCAGAGACAGAGAACCCUUUUUAUUUUCAAAGCAUGCUAGUUACUAAGCGUUUGUGCUGUAUUUGCCUUCAUAACUUUUGUUUUGUUUCAGAAAAGAUCCUUUUUAGGUAUAAAAAAAGUAAAACUGCUUGGGAUGACAGGGCCAAAUCUAAUCCCUUGGUGGUGGUGUUCAUCAUGGCUCACAUGUGUACUUCAUCAUGUGCAAAUGGCAAGAAUAGACUGUACAGUCAAAUGCUUGCGAGUCAAACGUUUUGGCUCCUGAACACCGCAAACCUGGAAGUGAGUGUUCCGGUUUGCAAACGUUCUUUGGAACCCAAAUGUCUGAUGUGGAAGCCUUGGUUUCCAAAUAUUUUGGAAGUUGAACGGACUUCUGGAAUGGAUUCUGUUCAACUUCUGAGGUACCACUGUAAUCAUAAUAUAAUGAAGUCUUCAGAUGAGCAGGCCAUCAUACGAUUGUGUUCAUUGUGUGGGUCACAAAC
Zootoca vivipara (common lizard) is the source of this 8819-nucleotide messenger RNA. RefSeq names its product mitogen-activated protein kinase kinase kinase 4 (gene MAP3K4). The record is from RefSeq and is a predicted model, not a curated record. Gene Ontology annotation, biological process: protein phosphorylation; MAPK cascade. Gene Ontology annotation, molecular function: ATP binding; protein kinase activity. Lineage: Eukaryota; Metazoa; Chordata; Lepidosauria; Squamata; Lacertidae.